Messenger RNA from Vidua macroura (Pin-tailed whydah), 1610 nucleotides. It is a transcript of the gene RAMAC, whose product is annotated as RNA guanine-7 methyltransferase activating subunit. Gene Ontology annotation, biological process: RNA 5'-cap (guanine-N7)-methylation. The transcript has 3 exons. The record is from RefSeq and is a predicted model, not a curated record. Gene Ontology annotation, molecular function: RNA binding. NCBI's taxonomy places the organism in Eukaryota, Metazoa, Chordata, Aves, Passeriformes, Viduidae. The coding region runs from base 313 to 669 and encodes 118 amino acids.
CGGCCCCCUCAGCUCUGUCCGGCCCGCCGUGAGGGGAGGGGGCUCCGGCGGAGCGCCCCGGGGGCAGCCAGCCCCCUCCGUCGCUCUCUGCUUGGCCUCGGGUGCAGGGGGGUGCCGGGUGUCCCCGGUACGGGCCCCCCCGGGAUGAAUAUGAUAUUAACAGGAUAAACUGUUGUUUAUGGAGGGGAGCACCUCCAGCUGCUCAGGAGAAGCUGUAGCGGCGGGUCCCCAGGGCAGUGCUACCCCCGCCGCCCUCACCUCGACUGCCGUAGACUUGAGGAGCGAAGUUCCUUAGAGAUAGCCGUUUUCAGAAUGACUUCCUUGGCUGACAUGCCUCCAAAUUAUGAAAUGAUGUUUGCUCAUCGAUUCACAUCGGAUGAUGAAGAAUACCAAGAAUACCUAAAACGCCCUGCAGAUCCCCCUCCUAUAGUUGAAGAAUGGAGAAACAGAUCUGGUGGCAACCAGAGAAACAGAGAUCGGUUUCAAGAUGGCAGAUAUUUUAGAGGAGACAGAUACAACUGGCAAGGUGACUACAGAUCUAAUCAGAGGCCAGACAGAGGCUGGGGUAACAACUACCAGCAGCACAGGCAAGGACAAUCCUACUCAUCCCACUACGGACAAUAUGGCUACAACUCCUACAACCCGGGGCCUCGUUACCAUCCCUACUGAUAUCCUUGUGGCUUGAAAAUCCAGUGAUGCUAUGUAACACAUUCAGUUAGAUUUUAGUUUUCUUAUUUUUUCCACUGUUUUAUAGAUAACUGAAGAAUCAGUGUUACAGUGCAGUGCUGUUUUUAUGUAGUGUGAAAUGAAAAAGGGAACUCCCUUUAUUAAUAGUAAAAGCAUAUUAUAUGGGGUUUGUUUAGACUCUGUAGAUUUUAGAUUAAAUUUUUAACUCCUUCUUUUGUCUGAAUAUGUAUUGUGCACGUAUUUUCUUCCAUCACUGAGAUUUCUCUGUUACAUUUUAGAAACCAAAACAGGUGAGGGAAGGGCAGGAUAGCUGUGGUUUGUAUGCAGCCUGUAGCAGUGGCACAUUGCCUUAAGAUAGCUCUUUUUGAAACUAACAUACUUUCUGUGGAGAGAAUUUUUUUAGUUUGGCUUUUGACAGUGAGAAGCUCAGUUUGGUUUCAGAUGCCCUAAAACUGAGAAGAGCGAUAUCCUAUUACUGAAAUGUUUUAUGGGAUCAGCAUAGUGUCUGUUGACUCAGUGGCUUCAAUGCAUUUGAAGUAUUCCUCUUAAAACAUGGUCUAAAAGUUGGAUAAAAGAUAAGUAAAUAUCUAUCUUCUUGUAGCAGUUCAGUGAUACAGAAGUUUUACCUGAGAAAUAAUAUCAAACUUAGAUUAAUCUGUGUCAUCUUCAAACAAAUUCGGUGUGUGUGUAAUAAAUUUUGGAACUCCCAUUUCAGCAAAGCUGUAAAACUUCGAUGCUAUUGUACUUUGUAUGAAAUACUUUGUGCAUGUUAUAGAAAAAAAGAACUAUGAUCAGUACUGGUCUGUACUUUUUUCUGUAUGGAAAAAUAGCAUAAACAGUGCAAAGUGUUACUCAGUUCUUAGAAUUUAAGAUUUAUGGGGUUUUUUAAGUAUUCACACAAUAAAAGUAUAGUUCACAUGUAA